This is a messenger RNA of Eurypyga helias (sunbittern), 2016 nucleotides long. RefSeq names its product E3 ubiquitin-protein ligase pellino homolog 2. The transcript has 4 exons. Gene Ontology annotation, molecular function: ubiquitin protein ligase activity; protein binding. The record is from RefSeq and is a predicted model, not a curated record. The coding region runs from base 1 to 1125 and encodes 374 amino acids. NCBI's taxonomy places the organism in Eukaryota, Metazoa, Chordata, Aves, Eurypygiformes, Eurypygidae. Gene Ontology annotation, biological process: protein polyubiquitination; regulation of Toll signaling pathway.
AUGAAUUUGAUUAUAAUAUUUAUGUGGGAGCUGUGUAUAAUAGACAUAUUUUUUUUUUUUAUUCAACAGGCAAUCAGCUGUAAAGGUCAGCACAGUAUCUCUUACACAUUAUCCAGAAACCAGACUGUUGUAGUGGAGUAUACUCAUGAUAAAGAUACCGACAUGUUUCAGGUUGGGAGGUCAACGGAAAGCCCCAUAGACUUUGUAGUAACAGAUACUAUUUCUGGAAGUCAAAACAAUGACGAAACCCAGAUUACGCAAAGCACCAUAUCCCGUUUUGCGUGUAGGAUUGUUUGUGACAGGAGCCCGCCAUAUACAGCGAGGAUUUUUGCAGCUGGAUUUGACUCGUCUAAAAAUAUAUUUCUUGGUGAAAAAGCGGCAAAGUGGAAAAACCCUGAUGGCCACAUGGAUGGAUUGACAACUAACGGGGUGCUGGUCAUGCAUCCAAAAGGAGGGUUCACCGAAGAGUCUAAACCUGGAGUUUGGCGGGAAAUCUCAGUCUGCGGUGAUGUGUACACGCUCCGGGAAACUAGAUCUGCUCAACAAAGGGGGAAACUGGUAGAAAACGAGACCAACGUCCUGCAAGACGGGUCCCUCAUUGACCUGUGUGGAGCCACCCUUCUGUGGAGAACGGCAGACGGGCUCUUUCACACCCCGACUCAGAAACACAUCGAAGCUCUGCGACAGGAGAUCAACGCUGCCAGACCACAGUGCCCUGUCGGGUUAAACACUUUAGCGUUUCCCAGCAUCAACCGUAAAGAUGUGGUGGAAGAGAAGCAGCCUUGGGCGUACCUCAGCUGCGGUCACGUUCAUGGCUAUCACAACUGGGGACAUCGCAGCGACACGGAAGCCAACGAGCGGGAAUGCCCGAUGUGCAGAACCGUUGGUCCCUACGUGCCUCUUUGGCUUGGGUGCGAAGCGGGCUUUUAUGUGGAUGCUGGUCCUCCCACUCACGCUUUCACCCCGUGCGGACACGUGUGCUCCGAGAAGUCUGCGAAAUACUGGUCUCAGAUCCCCCUGCCUCAUGGUACUCACGCGUUUCAUGCUGCCUGCCCUUUUUGUGCAACGCAACUGUCUGGGGAACACAACUGCGUCAAGCUAAUUUUUCAGGGUCCGAUUGACUGAUAUCACUUUGCAAAUGACCACCAUAACGUUUUCUUUAACGAUUUACUGUGAAGGUUUUGCCACUAACUCUAGAUUUUACCUUUUUUUAUAAUGUUAUUAUAGGGUGGUAGGGUGGAGAUUGGGGAACUGACAAAGGAAAUUGUGAGGGACUGUGGUGGAAUGGGAUACAUUGAUACCUGGAACUUGACAGAUAUUGGUGGUGUUGCAUGCUCAAAAGCAGCAUAUUCCUGAAAUCAUCUUGGUCAAAUCGUAGUAUAUUUAUAAUCUUUUUAUUAGCACCCUGGGUCAGAAAAAAGGUGUCUUAAUGAUUUUUUUUUUAAGCUAAAAUUUUUUUAAUGGAAAGGUUUUCUCUUCUUAACUUUGACAAGCCUUUAACACCUGUUUUUCAAAUCUAGAAGGAACACACAGAAUGUAACUAUUUAAUUUGCAAUAUAAUUUAACCUGAAUAGUUUCUCAAGGAGCUAAUACAGAAUGUGUGGACAACCACAGGUGAAUGUUCAGUAGAGAUAAUUGGAUAUGUAGGAGAAAAAUUAGCUGCCUAAAUUGUAGAGUAUAAAAGCUAUUAAAAUCACUAUUAUGGUGUAACACAGCUGGCCAAAAAGGCACCAAGGAUUACUUGAAACUGAGGAAAUCCUGUUUGCAUUGAUUUCCUUUCAGUGUAAUAGAUAUCCACUGUUCAUUACGUAUGGUAGAUGGCUGAGGGGAUUUUUCUUUUUUUGUUUCCUCCACAUUUAAGCUUUAUCUGGUGAAACUGCUUCACUUUUUAACAAACUUAGUUCUGGGUUUUUUUUACGCUAAUGUUCUGUAUAUGUGUAGUCUGGCCUUUUCAUUUCUGCUUAACUUAGCUUGUCCUAACAGCUCCUUGCAUGCCCAGGACCUUUGGGUUAAUUG